Erythranthe guttata (spotted monkey flower) is the source of this 1361-nucleotide messenger RNA. RefSeq lists its product as hypothetical. The record is from RefSeq and is a predicted model, not a curated record. NCBI's taxonomy places the organism in Eukaryota, Viridiplantae, Streptophyta, Magnoliopsida, Lamiales, Phrymaceae. Gene Ontology annotation, molecular function: metal ion binding.
GUUUUUUCGUAAUUUAAUCUUAUUUCAGAGAGUGAAAACAUAAUUUACCCUAAUAUUAAUCCUAUAUUCCAAUUUUGCUGGUUUUCACAAGGAGGAAAGAGGCGAUAUAUAUUCCCAAUUUACCUUCUCUCUCUCUCCAUUUUAACUUCUCUCUCUCUCUCUCAUCUGUCUUUCUCUCUUUCUCUCUCUUCACCCAGAAAAGAAAAAUUGAUUCUCCAAAAAAACCAUUUUGAAGUAAUUCAACCUUAUCAGAAUAUUAGAUCGAAAAAUGAAAGGAAUAGAUAUAUUCUGCGCAUCACAAGCUGCAACAGCCAUUUGCCUUAGCAUGGAACAAGGUUCAUCGUCCUCCACUCCUUCCUCCUCCGCCUUCCUUCUCUCCGCCGCCGCCGGAGACGACGGCGCCGCCGCCGGCAGAGCCAUCGACCGCCACAACCCCAUCAUCAAAGACGCAAAAAGAAUAAUCACCAAAUCCGUACUCCCUCCUUGCACCAGCUCCACUCAGCCACCCAUCACCCCCAAGAAGAAGCAGAAGAAGAAUAUAAAAAGAGUCCCUUUUCAAGAAACCGACGAAGAACAACAAAAUGGCGGUAAAACUGACGGCGGUGAUGAUAACGGUGGUGCCGCCGCCGUGAAUGUAGGAAGAAAGAGCUGGAGGUGCACCACCAAGCCGGGUGAUUUUAUCAGCCCACAUGGCUCUACUAGGUAUUUGUUGACAGAUAAGCUUGUUUCCUUUAAGGAUUUCGAUACCGUCGUAGAAAAGUUGUCUCUUGAUGAUAGUAAAACAGAGGAGGAACUCAUCUCCGACGACGCCGUACCGCCGCCGCCGCCCCCUGACCAUCUGCAGGAGGAGGAGGUUGUAGUAGUUGUACUGAGAGUGUCUUUGCACUGCAGAGGAUGCGAAAAGAAAAUGAGAAAACAUCUCUCUAGGAUGGAAGGGGUAACGUCUUUCGAGAUAGAUUUUGCGGCGAAGAAGGUGACGGUGACCGGAAACGUAACUCCGGCGAAUGUACUUUCAAGCAUAUCUAAGGUGAAGUCCAAUGCCCAGUUAUGGCCAUCUAAUUCAAUCCCAGACAACCUCAUUAACUCAGAAUCCACCAUUUAUGGUUACAAAGAACCUGCAGCAUUACAAGUUGCAGAUAGAUAAUUGCUCUUUUUUAAUUUAUUUAUUUUUAUUUUUAUUUUAUUUUCUUCUUCUUAAUUAGAAAUUCAAUUGCAUCUAGCAGUUAGCUGGUGUAAAUUAUUUAAUGUUCAUUCCGGUGUUUUUGUUCGUGUUUGAGAAUUAUCGAAAACUAUUACAGCAUUUGCAUUCCCAUAAUGCCCUUUUUAUUUUUAUUUUGUGAUAAAAAAUUAUUAAGCAUUGA